Hyposmocoma kahamanoa is the source of this 2168-nucleotide messenger RNA. RefSeq names its product RNA polymerase II subunit A C-terminal domain phosphatase (gene Fcp1). The transcript has 13 exons. Gene Ontology annotation, molecular function: RNA polymerase II CTD heptapeptide repeat phosphatase activity. The record is from RefSeq and is a predicted model, not a curated record. Gene Ontology annotation, cellular component: nucleus. Lineage: Eukaryota; Metazoa; Arthropoda; Insecta; Lepidoptera; Cosmopterigidae. The coding region runs from base 16 to 2115 and encodes 699 amino acids.
CAAUUUCCUUCCAAGAUGGCUGCCAAAACUAUGCCUAUUUCUGUUCCAUCGGAAAAACCUUUAAAACUCGCCAAAUGGAAAAUAAAACAAGGUGCAUUUGUGUCACAGGGACAAAUAUUAUUUUUGUACAGUGAUUCUUCAGGCAAUGGUAAUGAAAUAAAGAAGUUUAAAGCGGCACGCGCUGGUACUGUAUCGACCAUCAAGGUGAAGGAAGGAGACGUCGUAGAACCUGGCACGGAGAUAGCAGUGUUAGAAGAAUGCCGGCACCCAACAGUGAUGAAAGACAUGUGUGCAGAGUGUGGGACAGAUCUCCGCACAGAUGAAAAUGCUAAACUGGAUGUAGCUAUUGUGCCUAUGGUCCAUUCUGUGCCUGAACUGAAGGUAUCAGAAGAAUUAGCUCAAAAAUUGGGGCGAGAGGAUGCUGAGCGUCUACUAAAGGACAGAAAACUGGUACUGCUUGUGGAUCUGGACCAAACCCUAGUUCAUACCACCAAUGACAAUGUACCUUCAAAUUUGAAGGAUGUUCUACACUUCUUCCUCCGAUGUCCAGGGAGCCCAGGACGAUGGUGUCACACACGCUUAAGGCCUCGUACUCAUGAAUUCUUAGAAUUAGCAUCAAAGAAUUAUGAACUACAUGUCUGUACUUUUGGUGCAAGACAAUAUGCUCAUGCUAUUGCAGAGCUGUUGGAUCCAGAGAAAAAGUAUUUCUCACAUCGGAUACUGUCUAGAGAUGAAUGUUUUGAUGUGAGGACAAAAGCUGCAAAUUUAAAAGCACUAUUUCCAUGUGGGGACAACAUGGUAUGCAUAAUAGACGAUCGCGAGGACGUGUGGAGGCACGCGUCGAACCUUAUCCAUGUGCGGCCUUAUUCCUUCUUCCAAUCAACGGGCGACAUCAAUGCGCCACCGCUAUUGCCUGAAGAAAAGCCCAAACUACCGAGUGGCAAAAACGGCGCUCAAAUACCAGAGAUCCACCAAAUGCCUACAUUAGAUCCUGAGCCUGAACAAAAGGAACAAAAAGACGUGAAGGUCACAGAGGAUGAUAAGACAAGUGAGGGAGAUAAUGGCAAAAUUCUUAAUAAAGAUAAAGAGGACACUGUUGAAGACAGUGGAGAAAAAGUUAUUGUUACAGCUGACGAAGUUGAAGUGGAAGAUAGACCAGAAGUAAUGGAGCCAAAAUGGGUGGAAACCCCUGACGGACAGAUCGAAGUGGAAGAUCCCGACGACUACCUCAUUUAUUUGGAAGAUAUACUUAAAAGGAUACAUGAUCAUUUUUACGAUCUCUACGAUAAAAUGGGCGGAAAACAGAUCCCAGAUCUCAAAGUAGUGAUACCAGAAGUGAAGGGUAAAGUUCUAGAAGGCACAAGUCUCGUCUUCAGUGGAUUAGUUCCUACUCAUCAAAGGCUGGAGACGUCGCGAGCGUACUUAGUUGCUAGAAGUCUAGGUGCUGAAGUCACACAGGACUUCACUGAUAAUACUACACAUUUGGUAGCUGUUAGAUCAGGUACAGCAAAAGUCCACAUAAGUAAAAAAAUGAACGAAGGAAAGAACAAACUGCACGUUGUCACGCCAGACUGGUUGUGGACCUGUGCUGAGCGGUGGGAGCGAGUCGAUGAGAGAUUGUACCCCUUACAAAGAGGGGGACAGAGUAGCUCGCGUCGGCCGCCGGCACACUGCAGCAGCCCACCGCCCGCACCUCCCGCCGCCGCGCUGCGCAAGCGCACGCCUUCUGGCCGGUUCAUGGACACGCUUAACCCUCUGCUCUCCUUCUCCAGUGACGACAUCGCUGAUAUGGACCGAGAGGUAGAGGACAUAUUUAACGAAUCAGAUGAAAGUUCGUCAGAUGAAGAGUCAAAAGCUCAAGGCGAUGACCUGGACGACGAAGAAAACCCGCCGGAAGAUAGGCUACUUACUGUUGAAGACAGUCAAGAUCGAUUAGAAGAAACACAAGGUUUUGAUGAAGAAGAUAGUGAUACAAACCUAGAUGCAGAUGGUCCCAGACGUAAGAGACCGCGACCAUCCACUCCUCCAUCAGAUGACGAACCUCCUGACGACGAUGACAGUUCUUGGCGGCUCAUGGGUGCUGCGCUUGAGCGGGAGUUCCUCGCACAGGACUGAUGUCCGUUGUUUACGAUCAAUAAAUUGUGCUCUACAGUACCUGUUAGUUUUAU